Messenger RNA from Penicillium expansum, 3096 nucleotides. Its product is annotated as Male sterility, NAD-binding. Lineage: Eukaryota; Fungi; Ascomycota; Eurotiomycetes; Eurotiales; Aspergillaceae. Bases 1 to 3096 code for a protein of 1031 amino acids. The transcript has 4 exons. The record is from RefSeq and is a predicted model, not a curated record.
AUGGGAUCUGUCACUCCCCAACGUUCUCCUUUGCAGAUCUUUGAUACCACGGCCCAGAAGAAACCCGACCAGCUCUAUUGUGUUCACCCUGUCUCCUCGGAUAUUUUUCAAGGAUGGAGAACUAUUACCUUUGCAGACCUGGGGAGUGCCAUUAAUCGGAUGGCUCUUUGGAUCCAGGAAAAUGUCGCAUCUUCCGAUGCACCGCAAACUCUGGCAUAUAUGGGAGCCAACGAUGUUCGAUAUUGCGCAUUCAUGUUUGCAUGCAUGAGACUCAGACACACAGCGCUGCUUCUCUCCCCUCGAAACUCGGAAUCGGCCUCAAGCCAUCUCCUCGGUACUACUGGGUGUUCCAAGUCUGUGUAUAGUCCCGAGCGAAGUAAACAGAUUGAAGAGUUGAAAGGGGCGAACCCGUCAUUGAAAGCAUGGGUGGCACCAGGUUUGUGGGAGCUGUUCGAUAGUAGCUCAGCCCCUGCGCCCGUGGUAAAGGAGCCUGCAGAGGAUUCAGAAGAUCGCAUCGCAGUUUACAUCCACAGCUCUGGUACAACCGGCCUCCCAAAGCCAAUUCCAAUGACCAACGGGUAUUUCCUCGCACUUGAGCAAACCGGUCUUCUGCCCCUUCCCGAGAACCGAGAAAGCAGCCUGGUGGCCAUAGCAGAAAGAGGUAAACUGAUGUUUGUGAUGAGCCCUUUCUUUCACUUCAUGGGUAUUCUAAGUAUUAUGCAACCUAUCCUCUUUGCGACACCAUUUGUGCUGAGCCCCGAGAAGCCCCUGACGGCAGAGCUUCUGGCUCAGAUUGUUACGGACACCCAUCCUGAGACAUCUAUCAUUGCACCUUCUGUAUUGGAGGAGCUCAGUCAAUCUGAGCUCGGUAUGCAGUCUUUGUCCUGGUUCACCUUUGUUGCAUUUGGAGGAGCACCCUUGGCACAGGAAAUCGGCGAUCGCAUUUCCGAGAUAACCCACCUCCAGUCGGUCCUAGGGUCAAGUGAAAAUGCGGUAUUUGGAGCGAUGAAGCACCAAGACAAAAGUGACUGGCAGUAUCUCGAAUGGAAUCCCAAUGCUGGAUUUGACAUGCGUGACGCCGGCGACGGCUUCUUCGAGCUCGUCGUCCCCCGUGGGGAGGGCCGAGUGGCUCACGCUGUCUUCCACACAUACCCCGAUAAGGAUGAAUACAAAACCGGUGAUCUAUUUGUUCCUCAUCCAGAAAAGCAAGGGCUAUGGCUGUAUUCUGGACGCCACGAUGAUGUAAUUGUUUUGAGCAACGGAGAGAAGUUCAAUCCUACUACGAUGGAGGAGAUCAUCUCCACCCACCCACUUGUUGCUCGAACACUCGUUGUUGGCCAAGGCCGCUUUCAGUCCGGUGCCAUUAUUGAGCCCAAUUGGUCUUCAUGGAGUGGUGAGCCUAACGCAUUGAUCGAUGAGAUCUGGGUGAAUAUCAAGAAGGCCAACGAGUCCGCCCCGGGGCAUGCCCAACUUAUGAAAAAUCGUGUCGGAGUGUCAUCUCAGGAAAAGCCAUUUCAACUUACACCAAAGGGAACUGUUAAGCGACGUGUCGUGGUUAGUGACUAUGCAGAGGAGAUCGAUGCGCUCUACGCUGGCGGCGAUCAGGUCGAUGUUGCCCAGAUAUCCAAAGAUGCGACGCAUCAAGAUAUUACUGUCUAUGUAACUGCAGCCGUGUCGGAGAUCUUGGAUGUUCCUUCUUUUGAUGAAAAUGCCGACAUUUUCUCAUCGGGCCUCGAUUCCCUACAAACUCUCCAUUUGGGCCAAGUUCUUCAGGGCUCCCUAAAGUCAGCUAGACCUGGUUUGGGCCCGGUGUUUGGUAGCCCACAACUUUACUCUCGUCCUACCAUCGCACAACUGUCUCGAUACAUUCUCGAUAUUCUCCGAGGGAACGAAGCGGUUCCUGAUGCAGCCAAUAUUGAGAGUGAUAGCGACCGGAAAACGAGAAUCGCUGAGCUGAUUGGAAAAUACACCGAGGAUUUUGGCAAAGGCCAUGCAGUAAUUCUCACUGGAUCCACUGGCUCACUUGGAGCCUACCUGCUUCACGAGCUUCUGAGUGAUCUCAGCGUUACCAAGAUCUACUGUCUCAACCGAUCAGAUGAUGCAGCAACUAGGCAAUUGCAAAGUCUGCGCGAGAAGGGAUUGCGCACCUUUAACAAAUUCCCGCGUCGAGUGGAAUUCCUCCAGGCUCAGUUUGGUGCCGAGAAAUUUGGAUUGGACGACGCAAAAUAUGACCAUAUGCUGCAAGAGGUGGACACUAUUAUUCACAAUGCCUGGAAGGUGAACUUUAACCACAGAGUCGAGGCUUUUGAAAAUCCCCACAUCGCAGGUGUGCGUCGGCUUGUAGAGUUCAGCGUCGCCAGCGACAAGUCAGCUCACAUUCAUUUCAUUUCGUCUAUCUCUACCAUUGAAGGUUACAGCUUGGAGAGAGGUCCUUCAAUACCUGAGGUGAUCUUUAAUGAUCCCAGCUCAGCACUCCGACAGGGAUACGGAGAGUCAAAGCAUGUCUCCGAGAGGAUCUGUGCUGCCGCCUCGGCCAGAUGUGGUGUGCCGACCAGCAUCCAUCGUGUUGGCCAGAUUGGAGGCCCCACGACGGAGAAGGGCAUAUGGAAUAAGCAGGAGUGGGUGCCAUCUUUGAUUGCGACAUCCAAGACUAUCGGACAGAUUCCAAAUGGAUUGGGAUCAGUUUCUGUGCAGUGGGUUCCAGUGGACGUAACCGCGAAAGUAAUCAUCGACAUCGUCAGAACUCGACAUGAAACGGAGGAUAAUGAGCCAUGUGCAGCCUUCCAUAUCGUAAACCCUCGGGCCGCAGAAUGGCCGUCACUUAUCCCGGCUGUGACCAAGUACUUCGACAUGGAACAGGUUGAUAUCAAGACAUGGAUCGAGACUCUUGAGGGUUUCACAAAUCCCACGGAAAGCGAUCUCCAGGAUAAGCCCGCCCUCAAAAUUCUCGACUUUUUUAAAGCCAUCUCAUUUUCCGAUGAGGCUGGUCCAUGGACUGAGACUACUAAGACUCAAGCUGCCAGUAAGACGCUGCAACGAUUGGGGGCAAUUGAUGCUCCCCUUAUGGAGAACUGGAUAAAACAGUGGAAGUUUUGA